This is a messenger RNA of Beauveria bassiana ARSEF 2860, 444 nucleotides long. RefSeq lists its product as uncharacterized. Bases 1 to 444 code for a protein of 147 amino acids. The record is from RefSeq and is a predicted model, not a curated record. NCBI's taxonomy places the organism in Eukaryota, Fungi, Ascomycota, Sordariomycetes, Hypocreales, Cordycipitaceae. The transcript has a single exon.
AUGAAGUUCAUCAUUCCCGUGGCCUUUGCCCUUUUCGGCGCCGCCCUUGCCGCGCCGGUCGAGGCCGACGUGGUCAGCCGCUCGCCCAAGGGCGACAUCCUCUACAACAACGCUGCCGGCUGGGGAAAACGCUCCGAAGAGCUCGACGCGGCCAAGCGCGCCCCAAAGGGCGAUAUUCUGUACAACAACGCGGCCGGUUGGGGAAAGCGCUCUGAGGAAACCAAUGAAGCCAAGCGCUCGCCCAAGGGUGACAUUCUCUACAACAAUGCCGCAGGCUGGGGAAAGCGGUCCGAGGAGACUGAUGCAGCCAAGCGCGCUCCCAAGGGCGAUAUCCUGUAUAACAACGCUGCUGGCUGGGGGAAGCGCUCCCCAAAGGGCGACAUUCUUUACAACAACGCUGCCGGUUGGGGAAAGCGCUCGGAAGGUGCCGAGGACGCGGCCUAA